Hirsutella rhossiliensis is the source of this 2415-nucleotide messenger RNA. Its product is annotated as reverse transcriptase (RNA-dependent DNA polymerase) domain-containing protein. The transcript has 5 exons. Gene Ontology annotation, molecular function: nucleic acid binding. Gene Ontology annotation, biological process: DNA integration. Lineage: Eukaryota; Fungi; Ascomycota; Sordariomycetes; Hypocreales; Ophiocordycipitaceae. The record is from RefSeq and is a predicted model, not a curated record. Bases 1 to 2415 code for a protein of 804 amino acids.
AUGGACCCUGACUCCGAGUAUUUGACCGCCUUUCGCACCCGUUUCGGAACUUUCCGCUGGAAAGUCCUCCCGUUCGGUCUGAAGGUAGGUCCCGCCUGGUUCCAGCAGUUUAUCAACGCGCAGCUUCACGAUCUCCUCGACCGGUGCGCCAGCGCCUACGCAGAUGACGUCCUGAUCUACUCGGAUAAAGAAGAAGACCACUGGAAAGACUGUCAAGAAGUGAUCUGGCGACUCCAUCAGGCCAACCUCCAGGGAGACAUCAAGAAGUCUAGAUUUAACGUGACCAAGGUUGACUACCUCGGCGUUCUGCUUGAAGCCGGUGUGGGCCUUAGUGUCGACCCUCGGAAAGUUCGAUCGAUACAAGACUGGAAGUUUGAAGACCUCCGAGACCGCACCGCGAUCCGAUCAUUCGUUGGCCUAUGCAACUUCAUCCGUGUUUUCUGCUACCACGCCUCCGGAGUGGCAGAACCCUUGAACCGGUUGCUUAAGAAGGAUGUUGCCUUUGUGAUGGGCCCGGAGCAACGCGAAGCAUUUGAUCAACUCAAGCGCCUGGCUAUCGAAGCCCCGGUCCUCGCCUUCUUUAGACCAGAACUGCCGACCCGACUGGAGACCGAUGCCUCCCGGAAUGCCACAGCUGGUGUUCUAUGGCAGGAACAGCCUGAUCAGACCUGGAAGCCCGUUGGAUUCUUCUCUAAGACCAUGACCCCGGCCGAGCGAGCCUACCCAAUCCAAGAUCGAGAGCUCCUCGCCGUCGUACAGAGUCUAGAGCACUUCUACCCAGAGCUCUUAGGCCAGAAGUUCGAUGUGAUCACCGAUCACGAAGCCUUAGUCCAUUUCUCUACGAAGCGCCUGCUCUCGGUACGACAGAUCAGAUGGUCCGACUUUCUCGCCCAGUUCGACAUCCGUUUCCUCUACCGCCCCGGUCGACUGAACGUAGUCGCCGAUGCCCUCUCCAGGAAGACAGCGGAGCUCCCUACCGUAAAGGCCCGGGAAGCCGAGGAACGCACGGUGACCCUGAUCCCUCCGGAAAGGCUAGGCUUCGCGACCGACUCUCUAGACCCUACGGCCGCCGGCAACCUGCCCCUCAGAACUUUACAGACGCCCGAUCAAGACCGCCCAGAACUAGACCCGAACUCGGUCCCGAAGGGAGCCGAACUCGUUUCGUUGAUCCGCCAAGAGAACCUCCUCCAAGACCUCGGCACCCAUGGAACACACCUGAUCGUACCAGCCCAGACCUCAGACAAGCAGACGUUUCUUCAGACCGCGCUCAUUCGCGAAGCCCACGAGCCCCAGAUCUUCGCUCACGCCGGACAGAACAAGGUGAUCAAGCUGCUCCAACGAGACUUCUACUGGCCAAGGAUGAAGGAGGAUAUCCGUCGUUAUAUUCGGAACUGCCACGACUGCCGCCGCAACAAAACCCCUCGAGACAAGACCCCUGGACUGCUCCAUCCACUGCCCGUGCCGACUUCUGUUUGGGAGCACGUCGAAUGUGACGGGAAGGAUAUGCCGAAAGACCGUUACGGAUAUGACUAUGUUUGGACCUUCGUCUGCAAGCUAAGCCGGAUUAUCGCCACGCUCCCAGGAAAGAAAAACGAUACAGCAGAAGUCUUAGCUAGCCGCUACUUCCGCUACCUCUAUCGUUUCUUCGGUAUGCCCCUCGUAUGGAUUUCUGACAACGCUGGACAGUUUAUUUCUGCCUUCCUCGCAGAGAUUAACCGGCUCACGGGAACGAAGCAUCGUCAUGGAAGCUCCCUACACCCUCAGACCCAAGGGGGUGUAGAAGUCACAAAUCAAUACCUGGAUCAAAAGCUACGAUUCUACGUGACGAAGCAUCAAGACAACUGGAGUUCCCUGCUGCCCGCCCUCGACUUCGCCCAUAACUCGUCUUGGCACUCUUCCAUCGACAUGGCACCGUUAAAAACCGCCCAGGAAACCCAGGAAGACGCCAGGAAUGCUGCCACCGCCGCUCAAGAACGUCAGAAGGAACAGGCUAAUAGGAAACGACGACCAACCGACUUUGCCAUCGGUCCGUUCGUAAUCCUGGAAGAACGCGGUCAUAGCUACGUACUGCAGCUGCCCGAGUCGUACAAAAUGAAGAACCUAUUCCACGCCGACCGUCUUCGAAAAGCAGCCGAUAACCCCUUGCCCCAGCAGAUCCAGUCACCUCCGCCACCCGAGGAGAUCAACGGUGAACCCGAGGAUGUGACCCUGAUGAGACCUGGUACCCGGCUAAAUUUCCGUAACGCACCAAUGGCAUUGAAGAUUUUCCACGAUGAACAUCCGGACGCAGCAGGCCCACCCGUCAACCUGCAAUACUGGAUCGAAUGUGCUGCAGCGAAGGAGGGCUGCGAGGAACGAGACGAUGACGACACAGCAGAGAAAGCCGUGAAACCAAGAACCCGCCGCCACGACUGA